CUUACGGUUUUCAACCAUCUUCCCGUAGUCAGAAUCUUGCAAAGCUAGUUCAUCCGUCCUGAAGAAGACGACCCUUCCUGUUAUUUUCUUUCAGGUUUUCUCAAUCAAAUAAGGCGGCAACAAAAGGCCCUGCCUUUUUUUCUUCAUCCCUAUUUGAAUGUGGGCUUUAUGCUCCGUAGCCUCCUCCUCCUUCCUUGACUUGAGGAACCCUAGUUUUCUGGAGCAUCUGUAACAGGCUGCAGCUGAUCGUUCGUGAUACAAUUGGUCCCUUCUUCAUAUAUACUUCUUAUUCUCUGGCAUUGUUGACGUUGUAGCGUGAAAGGAAGGUAGGUGUAUUAUCGGCAAUGGGCGAGCCGAACAAUGUGAAGCGGGCUAUUGUUGAUGCUUCGGCUGGGGCAAUCUCGGGUGGUAUAUCACGGACAGUGACAUCGCCGCUUGAUGUUAUUAAGAUUCGAUUCCAGGUUCAACUAGAACCCACAUCAUCACGGGCUUCACUACGAAAGCAAUUGUAUGUACCAUCAAAAUAUACUGGGAUAGUUCAAGCAAGUAAAGAUAUUUUUAGAGAGGAAGGCAUAAAGGGUUUUUGGCGGGGCAAUGUGCCAGCAUUACUCAUGGUUAUGCCAUAUACGGCCAUACAAUUUACAGUUUUACAUAAGUUGAAGACUUUCGCAUCUGGUUCUUCCAAGACAGAGAAUCACAUUCAUUUGAGCCCAUAUUUAUCCUAUGUCAGCGGGGCAUUAGCUGGGUGUGCGGCUACCGUAGGGUCAUAUCCCUUUGAUCUGCUCCGAACUAUAUUGGCUUCUCAAGGUGAACCCAAGGUAUAUCCAAAUAUGAGAUCAGCAUUCCUUGAUAUAGUCAGGACUCGUGGCUUACAAGGCUUGUAUGCUGGAUUAUCACCUACACUAGUUGAGAUUAUACCCUAUGCAGGCCUACAAUUUGGCACCUAUGAUACAUUUAAGCGUUGGACCAUGGCAUGGAAUCGUUACAGAUAUUCCAAUACAAGCUUGUCCUCUAUAGAAGAUGGCCUCUCUAGCUUUCAGCUUUUUAUUUGUGGACUGGCCGCUGGGACGUGUGCCAAACUCGUCUGUCAUCCACUUGAUGUGGUGAAGAAAAGAUUUCAGAUUGAAGGUCUUCAAAGGCAUCCGAGAUAUGGAGCUCGAGUCGAGCAUCGUGCAUACCGAAACAUGCUUGAUGCUAUGCAACGGAUACUACUGUUGGAGGGUUGGGCUGGCCUAUACAAGGGGAUUGUCCCUUCAACUAUAAAAGCUGCACCUGCAGGUGCUGUAACAUUUGUUGCGUAUGAAUUGACUUCAGAUUGGUUGGAGUCCAUACUGGCAUGAUUUUUGACACUUAUAUUUUUUCUAUGAUUAUUCAAAUCAUUUUUUGGCCAAGCUCUAGAAGUUUAGAUUGUUAAAUCCCUCAUAGGAUAGGAAGAAAGCAAGAUGAACAUGCUGAUUUACUCUAGUCAUACUCGUAUGGGUGAAGCUGAUAAGAUGACAAGUGGUUCUUAUGAUGGAGGGAAGUUCAUAGACAAAGCUGAUCAUAGUAUACUGUUUUUUCUU
Molecule: messenger RNA, 1562 nt
Organism: Neltuma alba
Lineage: Eukaryota; Viridiplantae; Streptophyta; Magnoliopsida; Fabales; Fabaceae
Product: mitochondrial thiamine diphosphate carrier 2-like
Exons: 9
Coding region: 345-1340 (331 amino acids)
Biological process (GO): transmembrane transport
Source: RefSeq, a predicted model, not a curated record